AUGUCUUCUAAAAAACGUGACAAUGAUGAUGAUGAUGUAGUAUCAUACAAAAAACCAUUUGCUGUAUCACAAUUGACAAUUGCUAUGCUAUUCACUACAUAUUUUCUAACAGUAGAAAUCAUCGAAUUGAGCCUGUCAACUUAUGUUUUGCAACAGAAUAAAUUAGAAGUUUAUCAACAAUAUUUAUUAUUUAAAAAUCAAGCACCUAUAUGGAAAUAUUGGCGAAUAUUACCAUUAAUAAUUUUACCAAUAACUAUAUUUAUAAAUAUUCAAAAUUUAUUUCAAAUUCUAACAAAAAAAGCUACAAUUCAACGUCAUUUAUUAGAUGUUAUAUCAGCUUUUCAAUUAUUUGGAAUUUUAUAUACUAUUAUUGUACGUUUAAUGCCUUUAGAAACUCGAUUCAUGAAAUCAAUAUCAAAUGAUAUUGCACAAAACUUAAAUUCCAUUCAUCAAACUGCAUUUAUGUUAAAUAUUCUCGGAUGGUUCAUAUCAAUAUUUCGAUAUAGAGAAUCAAAAAAUGAUAUCUACUAUCAUUUGACAAAGAAAACACGAUAA
Molecule: messenger RNA, 555 nt
Organism: Rotaria sp. Silwood1
Lineage: Eukaryota; Metazoa; Rotifera; Eurotatoria; Philodinida; Philodinidae
Source: the annotation of a GenBank genome assembly